AGCUAGGCCUCCUCCCGGCCGAAGUCAGGGCCCGGGGUGCAAGCGCAUCCGCAGUCGCGAGUCGGACGCGACGCGCCGCGCACGUUGUCAUGCCCCGCGGGCCGUGUGUGAGUGCCACAGUGUAGUGGGGCAGAGGCCCAUACGUUCGAAAAUAGAAAACGGAAAAAUUGACCCCCAGAUGGGAGUGUACGAAGAGAGGGGGGCGAUGCACUGGCAACAGAGUGAGCGGUACUUAUCAUCGGCAUACGAAACUGGGGCCGAGUUGUCACCAGUGGCGCCUGUAGCUUCACCAGGGUCCCCCCGUGAUUGCACGUCGUGUCGGAAGAGGGAGCCCCCAGACGAGCCCCCACCGCCGCCCACCGAAGACGCUUGCGCUGGUUGCGGGGCGCGGAUCACGGACAGAUACUACCUACUCGCCUUAGAACGACGCUGGCACACACCCUGCUUGAGGUGCUGCGAAUGCAAAAUGCCCCUAGACUCCGAACAGAGGUGUUACGCUCGGAACAGUAACAUAUUCUGCAAGAACGACUACUUCAGGUUGUAUGGAUCAAAGCGAUGCGCGAGAUGUAACACCCCUAUAUCAUCGUCGGAGCUGGUGAUGAGGGCGCGUGACCUAGUGUUUCAUGUGCACUGUUUCUCCUGUGCCCUGUGUAGUACGCGACUCACGAAGGGUGACGAGUACGGUAUUAGAAACUCAGCUGUGUAUUGCAGGCUACAUUUCGAAACAAUGCCGGAUUAUGGUCCUCAUAUGGCGGUACCAGGUCCUCCGCAAAUGUGCCCGGGGCCUUACGUAGGACCACCACCGGGGCCGCACUACCCCGCCUACCCUUCGCCGGAGUUCGGUCGAGUAGAACCUGAUGUUCCUAAAGGCCCUUUUUUCAACGGGACUUCAGCGCCACCACCCCGACAAAAAGGUCGUCCGAGAAAAAAGAAACCGAAGGACCAAGAUAUCAUGUCGGCCAACCUUGAUCUAAAUGCUGAAUACUUGGAGAUGGGAUUCCGCGGCGGUGGCGGCUUGGGCAGCUCGUCGCGCACAAAGCGCAUGCGAACCAGCUUCAAGCAUCACCAGCUCCGCACCAUGAAGUCGUAUUUCGCGAUCAACCACAAUCCUGACGCGAAGGACCUGAAACAGUUGAGCCAGAAGACAGGCCUCCCGAAAAGAGUGUUACAGGUAUGGUUCCAGAACGCGCGAGCGAAAUGGCGGCGCAUGGUGACGAAGCAGGAAAACAAAAUGGCGGACAAGUUGUCACCAGACGGCUCGCUGGAGAUGGACAUGUACCAUGGACCGCUUGGGUCCAUUCAGUCGCUUCCUCCGCACAGUCCGCCUUACAGCGUAAUGGGGGGUCCACCGAGUCCAAGUUCGAUGGAUUGCCCCUAGCCCCAGUUUUGCGCCUUAUGAGCGCCCUGCAAUUUCCUUUGAACAUUCGCAGUGUUUUCGUUUCAAUGCUCUAAUCGAACGGUACACAUAUAGAGCAGAAUAUAUCGUUAGUGAUUUCAAAAGUCACAAAGUACAAUGUGUUGUGAAAUAUUUGUAAAAUACUACGGACUGUUAAAACGAACAACUCGUGAAUCGCAGUGAAACUGAUUUGGUGUAAGUACGUGUUAUAUGUAAUUACCGAAAUUUAUAGAUUUAAACAUAUCUUUUCGAUUCUUAACAAAGACAAACUUGCGUAGAAACUGAGCAUAAUUAGGUUUGACAAUAUUUUAAUGAAACAUACUUAGAAUCAGAAUCAAAAAGAGCAUUCCAUAUAUAACGGUAAUAAUUUUGUAUUUAACACCUUUCAUAAAUAAAAGUAUGAACUGUAAUUUCCAAAUGCCUAUUAGAAGCAUAUUAAUUUUGAUACAAGUAGUAUUUUUUUUUUUUCAUAAAGUAAGCUGAAGAUUUAAAUGUCGAGAUAGUUUAGUUUGUGGAAUUAAAUUGUUGUUAUCUUAUACAGACUUGUGAAAUUAUAAUUAAGACUUGAUGUUGAAUGUCUAGGUAUUUUAAAUAAGUAAAACUUAUGGAAAUUAAGUCACCCUGUAAUUGUAUGUUUUACAAAAUAGACAUGAUAAGAUUCAUAAACAUCAAUUGAUAAGAAAUAUAUAAAUGAAUUGCGACGUGCAUCCGUCCAAGUUAGGAAAUCAUUUCAAAUGGGCCUGAAAAAAAAUCAACUGGCCUUAUUCACUAUUUUGGUCUAUAAUAUCAACCUAUUAAAAUAAACAUCAAAUCAAUUGACAAAAUGACAUUUACCUAUUGUGUGCUAUCCACCAGUAAGCACCGGAUGACAUUUUUACAUUAAUCUCAAUAUCGUAUGUGUCAACUAAGAGUACGAGCGUACGUCAAAGAUAGAUAAUUAGGAUUUAAUAAUAACAUUUAAUUUUAUUAAGUGUAGGAUAUUGGCAUAGUUAAUAAUAAAUGUUAUUAAAAAUCUUAAAUAUAAUCUAUAUAUGAAGUCUAUAAAUAAAGGUAUUUCCUUUUGUCUAUAAUUAAAGAUAUUUGUUUUUGAAGUCGUAACUUUGUGGAAUUUGUCUACCACUCUAUUAAAGUAAAGUCCUGACACAUAUUAGCCAGAGGAUCAGGCUGUAACGUGUCAGUGGAUCACAUUCUACGAUUUAACCUUAUAAAGAAGGUAAAUGUAGAUAGAAUAAGUUUCUAGGAAUGACUAAGAGCGGGGGCACACAGCGUCGCACCGGAUUUGCAACCACCGAUACGAGGUCGGGAGGGUGAAUGCGUUGCGACAUUAGAGCGGCACCGCUCAGUUGUUUAUGCUUCACAAUAUUACUUUAAUAACAGACUGUCCAAUGCUGCUACGACGCUGCUGCCGCAUCAAUGAAACUUGGCCCUGGACUACCCUUACGUGUAAAAGCAUAAAAAUUAGUAAUAUAAAGUCACAAUCUCUUUGAAUCUCGUGCUUUACUUCACUAACAAAAGUAAAAAAAAGCAAUUUCUUUUUUUCCGGGUUUGAAGUUGGAAACAUACUACUUAUGUUAAGAUACUGUCAUAUAUAUUUUAGGCAAGCGUUUUUGUUUCUUUUGUGAGAAAAUUUUACCCUUUAUUGGGGCCCUAACUAAUUUUGGUACAGGGCCCCUCCAAGGCACGCUACGCCACUGGUUAUAUUACGCCAUUGCAAAUAAAGUACUUAAAUAUGAUCAUUAUUUCUAAGCUUACUAAUGCAGUCGGAUGUUCUCGUAACAAAGUCCAUCGUAGUUUGUAAAUAGCAUGUUUUUAUUAAUAGUUCAACAAUGCAAUUGCCAGAUUACUUUAACUUUAUUUUUGUGUGAAAUAUGCAACGUAAAACAGGACGGGCAGGCGGAUUAUGGAUUUGGAUAUGAUGGAAGAUUUUUAAUAAUUAAUAUAUACUAUUUAUUUAUUGAAUCCUAUAUUUAAUUUAGUAUUUAAGAUAAUUUUAAGGUUUAAUAGGUUAUAACGAAAAAAUUUCCAUAGUAAGAUAGACUAGUGUUAUAACUUAUAAAUAUAGAUUUAUAAGAUAUUAGAGUACAUGUUUAGAUUCAGACUUACGUUGCAGCAAAUGUGUAGAAAUAUUAUUGUCUCUUGCCACAUUCAGCAUAAUUUAAAAGUUAAUUAACAUAAAGUUUUGCUAUAAAUAAAACAGAACUAAAAAAAAUCUUCUACAGUGCUACAUGCUCUGAGAAGACAGAUUGGCUUUGUAUAAGGUAGUAGGGUAUAAAUAUAUGACGUGUUGGUGAGUCAAACUACAGAGGUCUUGUAUUGGUUUGAUAUAAAAACAAUCUGGAUCCGCUACUGUCUCCCUACUAUCUGAUAAAACGUAUCUAUAUACCAAUAUAAAUUAACUUUUAAUUAUUUUGAAUUUUGGCAAAUCUAUUGAAAUUUCCUUAUCUUAAACAUCCCCUAUCUUACGACUCUUUUUUUACGGUUUCUUAAUUUAAAUUUAGCAAAACUAAAGAACCGCUGAAAUAAUUGUAAAAUAAAUGAUUCUCAUAAUAAUAAUUAUUAUACACUAUAUCAAUUGUACUUAUAAAUGUGGUACUAUGUACAAAUUAAUAUGUUGUUAAAAUUGUAAAUAUACCUAUCAUACGAAUCUCAUAAUUUCAGUAAUAGGGAUACCUAUUCUAACAAAAAAAAAAACGACAAGUAGACAAACGACUAGUCGGCUAUUUACUAUAGAAUUAUUUUAUAACAAUCUCUUUUAGUCUUAGGCAUAACCUAAGUUUAAUAUUUACUAAGUACAUGCACUGGUAGUUCCUUUUUUGUAUAAAUACGAGUAUAAUAUAUCUACUUUUCAUUAUUUAAAUGAUAUCAAUAUGAUAUUGUACUGUAAUAGAUAUUUGUUAUAAUACACGGAGGAGAAUAAAUAUCACAACAUUGUAAAAAAACUCGCAUAGUUCAAAGCUUUUCUAUUUAUAAUAAAAUGUUCGAUAUUACCUGUUUCUUGAGGUUAUUCCGUUAAUUAUUCACCCUAAUAAUAACGUCAGCCUACGAUAUCCAAACAUUUAUAUUUUCUACGAGAUAUUAUGAGGAAUCAUUGAGUCCAAUACCAGACUCUUAGCAACCCUUAAAGGUCAUCAACCUUAUGUAGAAGUUUAAUAAGUCAUAUAACAUUUUUAAUAUUGAUGGAUAACUAUAUUGUAAUGAGUUUGAUUUAUGUCAUAAGUUUUUCUCCGUAUAUUUAACAAGUAGGUAUUUAGUAAUAAACGAAUUGUGAAAAUAAAAACAGGGGCUCUAAGACAGAUACGCAACAGCCAUUAAACUGGAUAAUUUAUUCAUGUGACUAAAAUUAUUAUGAUCUGUUAAUAAAAUGUUUCCAAGCUA
Messenger RNA from Bicyclus anynana (squinting bush brown), 4771 nucleotides. It is a transcript of the gene Bmap-A, whose product is annotated as protein apterous. Lineage: Eukaryota; Metazoa; Arthropoda; Insecta; Lepidoptera; Nymphalidae. Bases 179 to 1378 code for a protein of 399 amino acids. The transcript is spliced from 6 exons. Gene Ontology annotation, molecular function: RNA polymerase II transcription regulatory region sequence-specific DNA binding; DNA-binding transcription factor activity, RNA polymerase II-specific. Gene Ontology annotation, biological process: regulation of transcription by RNA polymerase II; neuron differentiation. Gene Ontology annotation, cellular component: nucleus. The record is from RefSeq and is a predicted model, not a curated record.